Eutrema salsugineum is the source of this 825-nucleotide messenger RNA. RefSeq names its product embryo-specific protein ATS3A. The record is from RefSeq and is a predicted model, not a curated record. Bases 104 to 649 code for a protein of 181 amino acids. Lineage: Eukaryota; Viridiplantae; Streptophyta; Magnoliopsida; Brassicales; Brassicaceae. Gene Ontology annotation, molecular function: protein binding. The transcript has 3 exons.
AUAGACUAUAUUCUAUAGAUAAUUGGCUUGGUCCACCAAACAACAUGCUAAGAUCUGACCUUGUUCAUCUCCACAUCUUUUCAACGACAGAUUAAAACUGAAAAUGCUUAGAUUAGCGAUUUCUUUGUUCCUCUUUGCAUUAUGCUCUUUCACAUCGUCUUCCUCUGCGAGAUCAUUCUUUCAAUCAAAACCUCGGCCGAUUGAUUCAUUUCUCCCUAAACCCAAGCUAGAGAAUGCGGGUGUGUGUUCUUACACGGUGAUCAUUAAGACAAGCUGUUCCUCGGUGUCUUACACAAGAGAUAAGAUCAGUAUUGCGUUUGGUGAUGUGUAUGGCAACGAGGUAUACGUGAAGAGACUAGACGAUCCAAAGUCGAGGACAUUUGAAAAGUGUUCUUCAGACACAUACAAGAUAACGGGACCGUGUAUGCGCGACGUGUGUUAUCAAUACCUCCUCAGGCAAGGAUCCGACGGCUGGAAACCGGAGAACGUGAAGAUCUACGGCUCAUCCAUCAGAUCAGUCACUUUCUACUAUAACCUCUUCUUGCCUAACUCCGUUUGGUAUGGCUUUAACGUCUGCAAUGGCAUUGGCUUUGACAAGUCUUCUGAUCAUCAACCCAUCAUUGCCUCCGCCCUCGCAGCUGCUAUGUAAGAUUUUAUUAUAUAAACAAAGAGAGUUGAUUAUCUGUGAAUGAUGUGUUACACUAGUAUUGUGUUGUUUUGUAUUUGUGAGAGAAAAACAUGUACAAUGUGAAAUUGUUAAUGCCGUGAUGAUGUGAUCAUUUUCUUUAACAAAAUAAAAAAUAGCAUGCAAAUUUGCAAUUUGUU